UUACAGACGUAAAUGUAUGAACGCUCUGUCAUUCCAGCAUGAAGCUCAAAGGAAGGAAUAAGCUGACCAUCGUGGCAACAUUUCUUGGAGUUGUCUUUCUUUUGUCCUGCAUUAGGAACAUCGUGAUGGAAAUGCUGCACCCUUUCAAACUGGAACAGGCUCAAGUGAUACACCGACAAAUGUUACAGUUAGUCUCACACAUGCAGAGAGCUGAACACAGAGUGCCGUCACACCUGCAGAACCGACCCAACAACUCCGGCCGUCCUUGGGGAUACCAUGCAAGGGAUGAUGCUUUCCUCGCUGCGGUAAAGUACCUGAUACACGCUCGCCACAACAUGACCUUGUGGCGCGACCUUGACCUCAUGAAACUGCAAGUACCACAGCCUCUGUCAGAGUUUACCAGCCCCUGUUGGUGGGUGCACAACGUUACACAGAACCACUGCCCUUGGGGCAUGGAACCAAGCAGGGCCCCCCUGGCGGAGAUAGCCAGCAGGAAGGGAUCGGGGGAGACGAGGGUGCUGCGUUGCCUGCCCUACUUCUACAUCAUAGGGCAGGGCAAGAGUGGGACCACCGACCUGUUCAACAGACUGACAAAACAUCCCGACGUUGCGCCCCACGCUAUGAAGGAGACUCAGUGGGUGUGUCGAGCAAGACUAAGGGAAUCGUGUUCUUCCUUCGAGACGUAUCUGAAUCUGCUGCAGAAGAGCGCCAACUUCAUACAGAAGAAGCACAAACACAACACUGUGAAUCCUUAUAUCACAAGUGAUGCCACCCCGGGAUAUUUCUCCUACAUUGACUUUUGGGAUAUGUUGCCUGGCAACGAAGGGUGUACCGAGCCUUGUGUGACCAAUGCUGACAUCAUUCACCAUCUGAACCCUCGGGCCAAGAUCAUCCUGUCACUCAGGAACCCCACAGACAGACUCUACUCCUACUACUUUUUUAAGUCGGCUAUAUUAGGAAGGAUGGUGUCAAAACAAGACUUCCACGACCUGGUCAACAGAGAAAUCGGUAAAUUCAACAACUGUCUGGCGUCGCAGUCUCUCCGGGGAUGUUGUUACAACUACACGAUCGCUAAUUCCCUGACGGAAGAGCUUGAUCUACGACGCGGGAUCUACCACGUGUUUCUGAUGGAUUGGAUGAAAGUGUUCCCUAGCAACCAGAUCCACGUCCAAACGUUCGAGGACUACACGAGUAAUGAAACAAAACAUCUCGCAGAAAUCUUCAAUUUUCUGAAUCUCAAAUCUCUGCCUGACGCGGCUCUGAGCAAGAUCACGACACUGAAAACAGCGGGUCCAAGGAAGUAUGGACGGACAGUUGGGGACAUGAUGGCAGGGACACGUGUCACCCUGGACAGGUUCUAUAAACCACAUAACGAGGAACUUGCAACAUUGAUGGGCAAAGAUUAUUGGUGAUUGGUAAAACGGGAAUAGGGAUAUAUGACCCAAUAUAAUUCGCAUGUGACAAUGUUACUAGGAUGAACACAGUCGCCGAUAUACUGCAAACAUAAGGCCCAAAAGACAACUAUGAUACCAAUGUCAAAUAUAGCAUCAUCGAAUCACAUUUCUUCGUGUCAUUAUUAGCCUCCAUCAAAUAUGGGUAUAUACUUCAUAUUGCCUAGCAGCGCACCGAAACGUCGUACAUAUUGUAAUAAAGAAGUUGAU
Haliotis rufescens (red abalone) is the source of this 1661-nucleotide messenger RNA. RefSeq names its product carbohydrate sulfotransferase 15-like. Gene Ontology annotation, biological process: hexose biosynthetic process. Lineage: Eukaryota; Metazoa; Mollusca; Gastropoda; Lepetellida; Haliotidae. The coding region runs from base 39 to 1412 and encodes 457 amino acids. The record is from RefSeq and is a predicted model, not a curated record. Gene Ontology annotation, molecular function: N-acetylgalactosamine 4-sulfate 6-O-sulfotransferase activity. The transcript has 7 exons.